Clupea harengus (Atlantic herring) is the source of this 1512-nucleotide messenger RNA. It is a transcript of the gene dand5, whose product is annotated as DAN domain BMP antagonist family member 5. The record is from RefSeq and is a predicted model, not a curated record. Gene Ontology annotation, biological process: determination of heart left/right asymmetry. Lineage: Eukaryota; Metazoa; Chordata; Actinopteri; Clupeiformes; Clupeidae.
CAUGUGGGUUCAAAUUAGCAUCAUUUUGUCCAUGCUCUGUGGCUCGGUGCAGUCUUUCCCUCGCAACGCAUUCGAAAGCGUGAAAAAUGGAGUGAGCGAGUUCGAAGCAUCUGGUGCUGGAGCAGACGAACCUGUUCGGGGAUCGGUGAGAGUUGUCCAAGUCGGCCCGCAUUUCCUGAGGCACCACGCUGGGAUGCUCAAGAGCGGCCUGUCACCAAGGCGCACCCCGUCUCUCCGUGGCUCAUUUCCAGAUUUCUUGGCACUCGGUCGCGCAGGUCCUUCUUCUCUUUCCACCAAACUGUCCGUUCCUCCCGUAGCUCACCUGCGCGACAGUCAUCACGGGUUCGAGGCAAAGAAAAGGCAAGGGGCGAGUAUGUGGCAGCGCGUGAUGGACAAGAACGAGCGCGAGAAGGAGACUGUGGCGCUGCCCAUCAAUCCGCGGGAGAUAUCUAAGCAGAGCUGCGCGGCGAUCCCUUUCACUCACCGAGUCACGGCGGUGGGCUGCGAGACAGUGACGGUGCAUAACAACCUGUGUUUCGGCCAGUGCAGCUCGAUGUUCGUGCCUCCCAGUGAAGACGCCUCUCUCCCCGCCACCGGACACCGUGGCACCCCAUGCUCGCGGUGCGCGCCAUCUAAAGCGCGCGUGGUGACGGUUCCCCUGCGCUGCGGGCUCGAGGUGCGACAGAAACGCGUGAUGGUGGUGGAGGAGUGCCAGUGCGAGACAGGACGCGAGCAGCUGAGGGCCGAGUCCGCUGCACGGACACAUUUAUAACCGGGGCAGUGGCGCGUAAAAGAGUAGAGAGAGGUGAUGCGUUCUAGCCGAACUGUUUGAUUCAGGGACAGCGAUGGUACAUUUACCUUGGAAUGUUUUUUGUUUGUUUUUGUUUGCGUGCCAUGUCAUGGUACUUUGUUGUUGUUUGUUGUUUGUUUUGUCUGAACGAUGGAAGGAUGUCCUUCCCGAUAUUUGACGGUUCUAUUUGUUUGUAUAAUGACUAGGUCGAGUCAGCCGGCCAGGGCACUUUGUACUCCGUACUUACUGACGUUGCCAAAAUAUUUCUCUUGGCUCAGUUUUUGUAAUAGUAGCCUAUCUUUACUUUAUGUUAAAGUUUUUAGUUGGUUUGUAUGUUUGUUUUACGUGCGUUUUAUGUAUAUUUGUUCAACUGUGGAGAUGCGUGCACAGUGAUUUUGCACAAGUAGGCUUGGCCUUUUUUCAAAGCUAGAUCGAUACUGUGUAAUACUGCUGAUUCUCCAUCUAUCCGUGUCUGUCUGUCUGUCUAUAUACCUCCUAAUAUAAGAGCCCUGUCGCUUUAUUCUCCUAGCAAAAUAAAGGCAUGGGGCUCUUAUAUUAGGAGGUUUACCACUUACUCUGAGUUAACCUUGACCCAAGUUUGUAUCUAAACCACAUACUUGAACUAUCCCCCCCAGGUAUGCUCGAUCUUGAGCAGGUAUGCUUGAUCUUGUUGAUUUGCACUCAUCUGUGUGUCUAACAAUAAACCAAAUUCUAUUUAUGUG